Messenger RNA from Rhododendron vialii, 1094 nucleotides. RefSeq names its product protein LIFEGUARD 4-like. Lineage: Eukaryota; Viridiplantae; Streptophyta; Magnoliopsida; Ericales; Ericaceae. The coding region runs from base 118 to 846 and encodes 242 amino acids. The transcript has 4 exons. Gene Ontology annotation, cellular component: membrane. The record is from RefSeq and is a predicted model, not a curated record.
UGCCCUCCUUCUUCAUCAAACACUCGGCUAUUUCAUACCGAUAAACCCAUAGAACGGAGUACUCUCUCUCUCUCUCCUCCAACUCCAUCUGGGCUGAAUUCUGUGUCCAAAUUAAAGAUGUGGCGAGUACCAUACCGGAAGGUUGAUUUGGAGGCGGGAGCGACGCCGCUGUACCCGACGAUGCUGGAGAGACCCGAGCUCCGGUGGUCCUUCAUUCGCAAGGUUUAUUCCAUAUUGACAUUUCAGUUGCUGUUCACUGUUGCAGUUUCUGCCGUCGUUGUCAAAGUCCGCCCUGUCGCGCUCUUCUUCGCCACCACUCCCGACGGCCUGGCUCUCUACAUCUUACUCCUUUGCACGCCCUUCAUUUUGUUGUACCCGUUGUCCUACUAUCACCACAAACACCCGGUGAACUACUUUCUCCUUGGGCUGUUUACUGUUUGCGUUUCUUUCGCAAUCGGAUUGACUUCUGCUUUUACCGACGGGAGGGUAAUUCUCGAAGCAGUGAUCCUAACAGCCGGGGUGGCCGUUGGUCUCACUUUGUACACGUUCUGGGCCGCCAAGAGAGGCUACGACUUCAAUUUUCUAGGGCCCUUCUUGUCCGGUGCCAUUUUCGUGGUUAUUCUCUUUUGUCUCCUUCAGAUUUUCCUUCCCCUGGGUAAGAUCUCAGUUAUGGUCUAUGGAUUUAUAGCAGCGAUUGUGUUCUGCGGGUAUAUCAUAUACGACACAGACAACCUGAUUAAGCGUUACUCGUACGAUGAAUACAUUUGGGCUUCGGUGGCGCUGUAUCUAGAUAUCAUCAACCUCUUCCUGUCAUUGUUGACCAUUUUCAGAGCCGCGGAUCGUUAGGACACCUCGAUUUCGCCCAUUUCCCCACGAUUUUCUUGUAAACUAUCUUCCCCUCUCUUAUGUACGUAAAAGGAGUGAAAUUUGCAAGUUCUGUUGCUUUAUAUACAAUGGUGAACAGCUGACUGAAGGGAAUGUUUUGGUACUGUUAAAUGAAGUUUCAAGUUCAAUACUUUACGUUUUCUCCUCCUCUCUGUUAGUUCUUCUUCCAUCUAAUUUUACUUUUGCUGAGAUUUGCCCCACAUGUAGAG